Molecule: messenger RNA, 2178 nt
Organism: Pleurotus ostreatus (oyster mushroom)
Lineage: Eukaryota; Fungi; Basidiomycota; Agaricomycetes; Agaricales; Pleurotaceae
Gene: MSC2
Product: putative zinc transporter msc2
Exons: 13
Coding region: 1-2178 (725 amino acids)
Biological process (GO): intracellular zinc ion homeostasis; zinc ion transport; transmembrane transport
Cellular component (GO): membrane; Golgi apparatus
Molecular function (GO): zinc ion transmembrane transporter activity
Source: RefSeq, a predicted model, not a curated record
AUGCCUGCCCCCGAUGCCAGAACACGUAGCAAGAUCCCUUUGAACCCAACGAGAGUCUUUUCUUCCUCCAUUCCUCGGGCUUUGCUUCCCCAGGUUUUGGGCUCUAACUUGCUUCUUGCUGGCGUUGUAUAUCUGGGAAAGGAAUGGCUGCUUUCGCAGGAUGUUGGCAUGUUCUGGGUCGUUAUGAGGUUACUUGCGUGCGGGGGCCUCGGAAUCCUUGUCUGGGAAGGGAUCACAGGCCAGAUGCGUGCAAGGAAACAUAUAGAGUUCUCGGUGCUCGCCAUGGCUUCUCUUUUGCUUUUUGUUCAGCAAAUAUCAUUCUUUACGGCCCUGUAUAGGAUGUCUGCCAUCCGUGUGGUCAUUUUAACGCAUUUCGCUCCGUAUUGGACACAGGCUCUCCUCGGUGGUAGUACGCAAUCAUUCGCCGCGAUUGUUACCUUAGCCAUUGCGUUCUUAAGCGACAUACAAUUCUCCUUCGCGAAUAUCUGGCACUUCUUGCCUCCAUAUGGCGCUCUCAUUGUUUAUGCCAUCGUAUCGACUGCGCUUGAGCACACCCAUAGUGUCCUUUCUCCGUCGCUUGGGACUACAGUGACGCUUAAUGCAAGUACAUUGGGCGCUGCAUUCAUAGCGCUACCUCUAUACGGAUUUAGGACUGUCCUUCUCGGAUUCCCUACGACGCCAGUCAUUCCCCUGUCAUCGUUGGCCAUUUUGCCGCUACUGACCAUAAGUCUGCUUUUUGUCACGCCAACGACUACGCGUGCUGUCGGUCUUGCAGCCUCCGCCGCCCACUACGUCAGCUUUUCGUACCCCGUCGUUGCUCUAUCGACCACUCUCUUUGGCAUUCUCGCGUUCUCUCGAUUGCCUUCUUGGAGCGACAUACUCACAGCCUCGGUAUUGUACUAUGCCGUUUAUCCCCUUGGUCAGGAUGCUCUGAUGCCAACGUCCCGUACUCCGACUUCUCGUUUGAUUCGUUCCUACCUCAAGACCAUUCUUUCUAACCCUGAAUCGCGAAAGAUAUUCUAUUUCCUCAUGUUAAACAUGUGCUACAUGUUGGUGCAGAUGUUAUACGGCGUUUGGACAAAUAGCCUGGGUUUGAUAUCAGAUGCUAUACAUAUGGCCUUCGAUUGUAUGGCCAUAGGUGUCGGUCUACUUGCGUCAGUCAUGGCGACCUGGGAACCCAAUGUCCGCUUUACUUAUGGCUACGGAAGGAUCGAGACGCUGUCUGGGUUCGCGAACGGCAUAUUCCUCAUUCUCAUAUCCAUCUUCAUCGUUUUCGAAGCUAUUCAGCGACUUUUGGAUCCCCCGGAGAUGAAUACUAGUCAACUACUCUUAGUCAGUUCCCUUGGGUUGGCUGUGAACCUUUUCGGUAUGUUCGCCAUGGGUGGUCACCAUCAUCCACGCUCACAUACACAUUCGUCCCGUCAAUCCGAUCACGCAUCUAAAACCCACCGCCGGCACGACUCCGAGAAGCGUCGGCCGCCCCCUCUCCAAGGCCUCGUCGACCUCUCGGCUCCAGAAAGCUUGCUUUCCCCAAUAUCCCCCAUAGGGCGGGUUGAUCAAUCACCCGUCACUCCUCAAUACCACUUUGGUGCGGACGACCACUACCAAAAGCACCACCAAAACGAUACCCCGAAUCUAAAUAAUCAUAAUCAUGCCCCGGACCACUCGCACGAGGGGCACAGUCACAAUAUGCGAGGUGUAUUUCUGCAUGUUAUGGCCGAUACCCUCGGAUCAGUAGGAGUCAUUAUUUCCACACUUCUGAUCCAGUUCUAUGGAUGGACAGGCUUCGAUCCUAUCGCAUCUCUGUUUAUCGCGAUUAUGAUUGCUGCUAGUGUUAUACCGUUGGUUUUGGACACCGGCCGGGUCUUGUGUCUUGACGUUGCAGAUCGAGAUACAGACAUACAGCACGCGUUGUCGGAGCUCGCGUCCGUCGAAGGCCUUGCGUCGUACACUUCGGCGCGAUUCUGGCCGAAAGAUGCGUCGAGUCUGAUUGGAUCUAUCCAUAUACAGCUCAGUCCCUCUGCAGCAACGUAUGAUCCUGCUGGUCCUCACUCGAGUCAGCGAACGACGUAUAUGAACUUAGACCGGGUAGUAGAGCGUGUAGACACGCUUCUUAAGAAGCGUAUACGCGGGUUGGAGGAGUUAACUAUCCAAGUGGGAGAGCCUGCCUUUAACUAA